Aspergillus alliaceus is the source of this 1086-nucleotide messenger RNA. RefSeq lists its product as uncharacterized. The record is from RefSeq and is a predicted model, not a curated record. The transcript has 2 exons. The coding region runs from base 1 to 1086 and encodes 361 amino acids. NCBI's taxonomy places the organism in Eukaryota, Fungi, Ascomycota, Eurotiomycetes, Eurotiales, Aspergillaceae.
AUGCCUUCCCUAGUAGCGGUACUGACUAUUUUUGUCACCCUCAUUGGAGGCACCUUCAGCUUCCGCCCUGAAACUGGUGGCCUACAGUAUGAGCGCCUAACUGAACCCAUUCAAUUGAGACAAGAGCUCGGAGCCUCACAAGGGGUCGAUCCCAAGGCAGGCAACUCAUGGUGGUCCUCAUCUUACCUCCAUGCGUCAGACGACCAUGACUAUUUGAUUGUUUCCCACGCCUCGACACAAAGUCCAACUACUUCCACGGUUAUAUUCCGUGCCUCUAUUCUAGAUAUCAACGACACAACAUACUACCGACAGGUUAGUUGGAAAAGCAACUCAUUUAGUGGAUCUGGACAUGUCCAGGAAGGGCCUCUUAAUGGCCAUUCCAAAUAUUUCGGAUUUGCAAUUGAUGAUCCAGCAAAUCUACUAGGCCCUAUGCGUACGUGGUGCAUCUCCGACCAAGUCGAGUUUAAUAUUACCUUUGAACUGUCUGCGCCCAUUAUCUUGAAUGGAGGCAUUGGAACAUUCCCAUUCGGAAACGAAGUCACAUUUGAAUGGUCGAUGCCCGCUGGAAUAACUAAUGGGUAUUUUGUCAAGCAGAGAAAAAUCUUAGAGAUUGAUAAUGCUCGCUCAAUGACCUGGUAUGAUCGACAACUGAUAUGGCCGAGUGAUCUGACGGACGGGCCAGUCAUGUCGGGCUGGACUUGGUUUGAGUUGCAUGUGGAUGAGCUGAAACUGUCGAUUUGGAUCUGGGACACGUUUGAUGGGCGACGUUUUCAAUUCGCGACCGUUAGGGAGGAACCUGGAGUUCAUCAAGUUGUUGCGGUCACCCAGUUCACGCCCUCCAGCCACCAGUGGACUUCUCCCGUCUCCGACGCUACUUAUUCUCUUGAAUGGGUUGUGUCCCUGGCGGACGGGACUUCGUUGAAGGUUUCCAGCGUUCGCGAGGAUCAAGAGAUCUACAGCAUGGAAGAGAAGGUUGGAACAUACGAAGGAUAUGUUGAGGUGACGGGCACCCGGGACGAGCAUACUAUCUCCGGGUAUGGUUUGGUUGAGAUCAUCCCAGCAAGCAUCGUCCAAAAUCCAAGCUGA